AUGGAUACAGUUUCUAUUGUUAAUGUUGUGAACGUCUCUGCUCAAGUCAACAACAUCCCAAUACUGAGCGGGACAAACUUUAAGUUUUGGAAAGAAGCCGUGGAAAUUGUCCUCGGCUGUAUGGAUUUGGAUCUUGCACUUCGUUCGAAUCGACCCAUUUCUACUCUGGAAAACCCCAACGAAAGUAAAAUUGAUAGGUGGGAUCGCUCUGACCGAAUGUGCUUGAUGAUCAUGAAACGUUCCAUUCCGGAAGCAUUUCAAGGCUCUAUUACUGAGAGCGGGAGUGCCAAGAAGUUCCUUGAAGAAAUUGAGUAA
Messenger RNA from Olea europaea var. sylvestris, 315 nucleotides. RefSeq lists its product as uncharacterized. The coding region runs from base 1 to 315 and encodes 104 amino acids. The transcript is spliced from 2 exons. NCBI's taxonomy places the organism in Eukaryota, Viridiplantae, Streptophyta, Magnoliopsida, Lamiales, Oleaceae. The record is from RefSeq and is a predicted model, not a curated record.